Molecule: messenger RNA, 1144 nt
Organism: Pisolithus orientalis
Lineage: Eukaryota; Fungi; Basidiomycota; Agaricomycetes; Boletales; Pisolithaceae
Exons: 9
Coding region: 194-778 (194 amino acids)
Source: RefSeq, a predicted model, not a curated record
GGAAAUCCAAUUAUUCUGGAAACAACCUCGACGAUCAUGGCCCUUUGUGCUUUUCAUUGCCAAUCGAUACCUUGCUGUUCUAGGCCAUGUGCCAUCGGCGCUUUAUUACUUUUGGUCUCCAAGUGUUGGUUCGAGAUAUAGUGUGUGCAAUCCUUUUCUCCUAUACAAUGGAGCGACAGUCAUCGUCGUCCAAAUGAUCUGUGCAGUUGUCAUGAUCAUGCGCGUAUAUGCACUAUACGAAAGAAGCCGGCAUGUAUUGGCUGUGCUCUUAUUUGUGGUAGUGGGUGCGAUCGCCGUAGGCGCCUGGGCUUUGUCUUCAUCAUCCUCUUCUUCCCUCUGCUGCUCUGGCAUCAACACAGGAGCUUCCGAUCGGUUGUCCUGGAAAGGGGUUUCUCACCUCCGACCAGUAAAUAUGGCGGCGGCAUGGGGCGGACAGUUGCUUUUUGACGUAGUCGUCUUUGGACUGACACUGUGGAGAUCGGUGUAUUCCCGGAUACCAGGGAAGAGAAGUAUAUCGGAUGUGUUGUUGCGAGACGGUGGAGUGAUGUCCGUUGUGAAUAUAGGGAACAUCGUUACGCUUUUGGAUGGUAUAAAAGACGUCGCUUCCGGCAUAACCAACGUAAUUUCAGUGACGAUGAUCAGUAGGUUGAUGUUGAACCUUCGAGAUCCAUCUAUUGUCGGGCCAGCAGUGGCUGCGUUUCCUCCGCUAUCACAUCCGAGUGCAUUUGCCACAACACGAGGGUUACCUGGCGUUGAGACGACGGUGACGAUGGCGUGAUGUCUGCGCUGGCUUAGUGGCUUUUGUCAAAGAUUGCCUUGGCCUCACCCAUCGCGUUGGUUGUUAUUUCAUCAGCCUUGAUGUAUAUACGCGAGGAGCAUCGAUUGCGGGAUCGGUGACUUGCCCGGAGUUGCAAAACGCCCCUUAACACACCAUACAAAGUCAUUAGGACCUUGUGCUUUUGGGUGCACGAAGAUAUGUGAUAGACUGAUAGCGCCCUUUUUCACUAAAAAAGGGACUGGGACUGCACUCGGCCUUGAGCCUAAUAGAUAUUGCAUUGUUGCUGUCCCUUAAAGUUGGAGUCGAGUCCCAUUCCAAUGAAACGAGUGGUAGGAUAGAAUCGAGAUAUAAGCUCUUCGAAGGAGA